Molecule: messenger RNA, 1158 nt
Organism: Dermacentor silvarum
Lineage: Eukaryota; Metazoa; Arthropoda; Arachnida; Ixodida; Ixodidae
Product: basic proline-rich protein-like
Exons: 1
Coding region: 1-1158 (385 amino acids)
Source: RefSeq, a predicted model, not a curated record
AUGGUCACGGAGGAGACAAGUACAUACGAUACUAGUGACGUCACCACAGACUUUACCACGACUCCACCUCCUCCCCCACCUCCUCCGCCUCCUCCACCUCCGCCGCCUCCACCACCCCCGCCUCCGCCCCCACCUCCACCGCCCCCACCUCCUCCACCUCCACCACCUCCUCCCCCGCCACCUCCUCCACCUCCACCACCUCCGCCACCACCUCCGCCACCUCCCCCACCUCCCCCGCCUCCUCCACCUCCCCCGCCUCCUCCACCUCCACCACCUCCCCCGCCUCCGCCACCUCCCCACCUCCACCGCCUCUCACCACCCCGCCUCCUCACCACCACCACCUCCCCCACCUCCCCCGCCUCCACCGCCACCUCCUCCACCACCCCCGCCUCCUCCACCACCCCCGCCUCCACCACCACCUCCUCCGCCUCCCCACCUCCACCGCCUCCACCUCCGCCUCCACCGCCACCUCCCCCACCUCCACCACCACCCCCACCUCCUCCCUCCACCCUCCCCACCUCCUCCGCCAGCCUCCACCACCCCCCGCCUCCACCACCACCUCCUCCGCCUCCCCCCCCACCCACCCCACCUCCUCCACCACCUCCCCCGCCUCCUCCGCCUCCCCCGCCUCCUCCGCCACCCCCGCCUCCUCCACCACCACCACCUCCCCCGCCUCCACCACCUCCCCCGCCUCCACCACCUCCCCCGCCUCCGCCACCUCCCCCACCUCCUCCGCCUCCUCCACCACCCCCGCCUCCUCCGCCACCCCCGCCUCCUCCACCUCCACCACCUCCCCCGCCUCCACCACCUCCCCCGCCUCCGCCACCUCCCCCACCUCCUCCGCCUCCUCCACCACCCCCGCCUCCUCCACCACCCCCGCCUCCACCACCACCUCCUCCGCCUCCUCCACCGCCUCCUCCACCACCCCCGCCUCCACCUCCGCCUCCUCCACCUCCACCACCUCCCCCGCCUCCACCGCCACCUCCCCCACCUCCACCACCGCCACCCGCCUCCCCCACCACCCCCGCCUCCGCCACCACCUCCACCUCCACCUCCUCCACCUCCACCGCCUCCUCCGCCUCCGCCACCUCCACCGCCUCCUCCACCACCCCCACCUCCUCCGCCCCCUGCUGCUUCGACUACUACUAUUCCACGUGA